Messenger RNA from Schistocerca americana (American grasshopper), 2467 nucleotides. Its product is annotated as zinc finger protein 622. The transcript is spliced from 3 exons. Gene Ontology annotation, cellular component: preribosome, large subunit precursor. The record is from RefSeq and is a predicted model, not a curated record. Gene Ontology annotation, biological process: ribosomal large subunit biogenesis. Gene Ontology annotation, molecular function: nucleic acid binding; zinc ion binding. The coding region runs from base 179 to 1261 and encodes 360 amino acids. Lineage: Eukaryota; Metazoa; Arthropoda; Insecta; Orthoptera; Acrididae.
AGCGAAGUCUCUGGUUGCAAGUGAUAACAUCAUAUCAUAACAAAUGAGUGAGAAAGAGAGGUUGUGUAAGAAGUGUGGAAAUUGUGUUCAAUUUUUUAUUUAAUUUUUUUAAAAAUUUGGGUGUGAAGCAUAGUCUAAACUAUUAUUUUCUCCGUUUAUCAGCACCAAAACGUUUGACAUGAGUGGAAAAUACACAUGUAUCACUUGUCGUGUUGCGUUUAGCAGUACGGAAAUACAACGAAUGCACUAUAAGACUGACUGGCAUCGAUAUAAUUUGAAAAGAAAAGUUGCAGAGUUGUCGCCUGUGACAGCUGAGGAAUUUCAGCGAAGAGUACUGCAGCAGAGGGAAGAAGAUAAUGAUUUAAAUAAGAAUUGUUCUUUUCAUUGCGAUUCUUGUAGAAAGCUUUUUAACACUAAGAAUGCUUAUGAAAAUCAUUUGAAUUCGAAAAAGCAUCAAGAAAGCGUACUAACUAAUAGUUUCAGCAGUCCAGGAACCCCAGAAAAGAAGAAACCUGAAAAUGAUGUGGAUUCAGAAGAUUCCGAGAUCGAAGAGGUUGAUUCAGACGAAUGGGACGACGACUCUGAAGAUAACCCAAUACUGAAUAAUAAUUGCUUAUUCUGUUCACAUCAUAGUAGAAACUUAAUGAAAAACUUGAAGCAUAUGUCUGUUGCACACUCGUUCUUUAUACCAGAUGCUGAAUACGUUGUCGAUUUGAAAGGUCUCCUAAUGUAUUUGGGUGAAAAGGUUACACAAGAUUUUAUGUGCCUUUGGUGCAAUGAUAGAGGCAGAACAUUUUAUUCUGCUGAAGCGGCAAAGCAACAUAUGCAAGACAAAGGCCAUUGUAAAAUGUUGCACGAGGGUGAAGCACUGACAGAAUACGCAGAUUUCUAUGACUACAGCUCAAGUUAUCCCGACCAAGAUAAAGAUCCAGAUGAAGAAGUGGAUAUCACAACAUUAGAUGAUUCUGAUUACCAGCUUGUUUUGCCUUCUGGGACAGUAAUAGGUCAUCGGUCUCUCUUGAGAUACUACAAGCAGAACUUGAAGCCGGAAAGUGCAGUUGUGACUCCUCACCAGAAGAAGCUUCACAGAGUUCUGGCACAGUAUAGAGCUCUAGGUUGGACAGAAACACAGCAGGAACUGGCUGCAAGGAAAGCGCGGGAUAUACAUUACAUGAAACGACUGCAAGCAAAGUACAGCACCAAACUGGGUAUGCAAAACAACAAGCUGCAGAAGCACUUCCGGCCACAAGUCAACUUCUGAGAUGUUGGGUGUCAGUUGAAUCACUGCUGGAAUGCCUUUAAUUUUUUGUGUAUGUCUAACUGAACAGUAAUUGAGCUGAGAUUGCUUUGAACUAGUGUGAGAAAGUUGUGGGUGCUGCAGUGUCAUCAGAUGUGAGAGUGGUUUUUUUGUCUGUACAGGGCCAUACUGUGCAUUUCAAACAACAGCACCCCCACAGAGUAUGUUUGAGACAGUGUUAAGUUUGCCAUUCAUGUGUGGUGUGACGAGUUGCAACCAGGGUUUAAAUAUAAGUAGUUUUUAUAUUUGGACAGUGUAAUUAUCAAGCAGUUAAAGUGUUUGCAACAUUCUUUCAGUUAGUACCCUGAAGAUGGGUUCUUAUAUUCUGAGCGGUACUCUGUCAUGUGUUACUUCUAAUUGUUCAUAGUAGUAUCAUUACGAUUAUGUUAAAUGUGUUCACUUCUAAUUCUUCAUAGUUGUUUCAUUACAAUUAUGUUAACUGUGUUCACUUUUACAUUACCUGAAUUGUUGCACCUCAGUUAAGUAGCUGUACGUGUAUAUAUGAAACUGAUGUAUAUCACAUAUUGUUUAUUUAUUGUGAGUGGAAAUGUAUGCUGAAAAACAACCCCCCAAUCUGUAGACAAGGUGCUGAGCAGUAGGGAGAUCAUGGGGAGGUGGGAGGGGGGGGGGGGGGACUUGCGUUCAGUAAUUAGGUUACAGUGUUUCUCUUGUUUAGAUCCUUAUGUACUGCUUGUUGCAUGAGUUGAAUGGCUAUAUUUUUUCCAUAUUUGUCGAACAUGUGUUAUUCAAAUAUCAACCAAUUGUAGGUUGUAUUUUUUUUGGGGGGGCUAUUGUUAUUCUGAAUUGUGAAAUCUUCAAUUUUGGAUUAAUUAGCACAUUGGUUUUGAUGCUUCUCAUAUUGUUAAUACUAAUAUGUGAGUCUGCAAUGUUUAUAAGUUAAGCAUUUCACAAACUACUGCAUUCCUGGUAUGGGUGUGUACUUAAUCUGUUUAUAGUGUGUGUGUUGCUGAGCUGUGUGCAACACAUGUUAGGAGGUGGUAAAUAUUUUGAAAGUUUUUGUAUGUGUAAAAUUCAUUCCUGCUAUUGUAUACUUGGUACAUGAGACACAAUGUGUUCCUGAUAUUAUGGUUUCAUUCACCAAAUACAGGAUUGAUGAUGGUGCUGAUUGUCACAUGGAUGUCGUAAUAAAGAUGCAGAAUUAUUUUUGAA